This is a messenger RNA of Coregonus sp. 'balchen', 4978 nucleotides long. NCBI's taxonomy places the organism in Eukaryota, Metazoa, Chordata, Actinopteri, Salmoniformes, Salmonidae. The record is from the annotation of a GenBank genome assembly.
AUGGAGCGACUGAACUUCUCCACCUCUAAUGCCUCCUUGCUCAGUCCACUCUUCUCUUGGGACCGUGAAUAUCUAGCCCCUAGCGUGUUCAUGUCUCUCUGCUUCCUAAUCGGCGUUCCCGGGAACAUCGCAGUGAUGUUCGUCCUUCACCGAAAACAAGAUCUAUCCAGUUUGAGCCGGAGACUAAUGUUGAACUUGGCUGUAUCUGACUUGCUCUGCCUCAUCUCCCUACCUAUAUGGAUCCACAGCUUUCUCUUCAACUGGGUGCUGGGCCAGGCUGCUUGUAAGUUCUUUACCUUCCUGGUCUACUGUAGCACCUACACCAGCCUGCUGACUGUCAGUCUACUGGGCAUCCAACGCUACAUGCAGGUCUUCUACCCACAGACUUGGGGCAGUCUAGGAUUGACAAAGGAGAGGGGGAUUCAGGCUGUCUUGUGGGGGGUAGCCGUGGCUCUGGCUAUCCCUAAUGGGAUGUUGUUCCGCAAUUUGAAGCAGGAUGAGAGUGGACGGGUGCAGUGCUACUUUUGUUUCACAUCAGAUGCUGAGCAGGUGGCCCUGUUGCUCCUGGCAUCUCUCGUGGGAUUUGUAGCUCCAUUCUCAAUCACUGCCACUGCGUAUUUCUGCCUCUAUAGGAGGGUGAACCAAACAGCUUUCUCCAGAAGCACCAGGAUGACCAAGCUAGUAAGCAGCAUUGUUGUGACUUUCUUUGUACUAUGGACUCCUCUCCAUGUCAUUAUCCUGCUGGGAGUGGCGGCCAUCUUGGCCAACGAUAACGCUCUACUAGAGUUUUGUGAUGCCAGUUUGAACAUUGUUGGAGCUCUGACCUUUGUCAACAGCUGUGUGGAUCCAUUCCUCUAUGCCUUCGCCUCAAGAAACACCAGACAGCCAGAGAACAGUGACAAUCCAGUGUGACUCAGUAGUCACCACUGAUCCCAAAGGCAUAAUAAUAAUUUUAACAGUGUAAUUAUUGUGUUACUUACUGUAUGUGACAGCCCUGAGUUCAAAUGCAUGAUUAUUUGAGUUAAUAAUUUUCUAGUUAACUAAUUUUCUUUGUAUUUGAGUAUUGAACGGGGAAAAAUGCAUAGGUUGCUUCGUUAUCCAAGAUUAUCCACAUAAUUUAAGAUAUACAUCUUGUCAUCUGUGGUUUCACAUGACGAAUUCAGUACAUUCAAAGAGCCCAUGCAAAUUCCCACUGACACACAACAUUUAACCAAGGUGUUACCAUAACUACCAACUCAGACUCAUUUGGAUAGAAAAUUCACUGGACAGAAAAACAGCUAUUCAGAGUACUGUACUUCCUGUUUCAGAUGAAAACUGUACUUCUUCUGACAUCCUGUUACUCCAGCCAGUCGACCGGUCAGUCAGUCUCAAUGCUAGAAAUUGAGAAACUUAACUCCUCCACCUCUAAUGCCUCCUUCCUCAGUCCUUCUUCAGCAGACAUAUAGCCCCUAGUGUGGUCUUGUCUUUCUGCUUCCUAAUCGGCAUUCCCGGGAACAUCGCAGUGAUGGUCAACCUUCGCCAAAACCAAGAUCUAUCCAGUUUGAGCCGGAUGCUGAUGUUGAACCUGACGGUAUCUGAUCUACUAUGCCUCAUCACCCUACCUAUAUGGAUCCACAACAGUCUCUUCAACUGGGUGCUGGGCCGGGUUGCUUGUAAGUUCCUUACCUAUCUGGGCUACUGUAGCAUCUACACCAGCUUGUCUACUGUCACACUACUGAGUAUCCAGCACUAGAGUCUCUAGAAGUGGUGCUGCUUCUAGAGACUCUCCUGGGAUUUGUAGUUCCCUUCUCUAUCAUGGCCACAGCCUAUAUCCGCCUCCAUCGAAGAGUGAACAAAACAGCUUUCUUCAGGAGCCCCUGGAUGACUAGAUUAGUGACCAGCAUCAUUGUGACCUUCUUCAUACUAUGGACUCCUUUCAAUGGCAUCAACGUGCUGGAAGUGGCAGCUAUAUUGGCGAAAGAUAAGGCUCUGAUAGAGUUUUGUAAUGCCAGUUUGAGCAUUGUUGGAGCUCUGACCUUCAUCAACAGCUGUGUGGAUCCAUUCCUCUACGCCUUUGCCUCCAGAAACACCAGACAGCCAGAGAACAGUGUGACUCCAGAGUGACACAGUAGUCUCUCAUCCACUGUAGAUUUCCAGCCACUCUCUUAUAGGAACUAAUAAAACAUCCCCUCUCCUCUGCUCUCCCCUCAUACUGCUUGAACUCGUUCCUCUCCCCCGCCUGCAUCAUGGCUGCGAUGGUGUUGGUGACCGACAUCCCGAUGUAGGACCCCAUGAUGAUAGGAGCAGCAGACCGCACCUCCAGCACUGUAAGAAAGGAAACACAAGCAUGCACGCACGCACACACACAAACUAUAAUGACUGACUUCUCAAAGACUGCAUUAAGUUCCAUGAUUAUAGUAACGCAUGGGCUUCAAUAUUAUCAAACCUGACCCUUCAUAUUUCAAAAUGCCUUCAUACUUUUAAUGCAGAAAAAACUGAUGGCAAUUUGCAAAUGAGUGGAGGCAUCUCAGGUUUUUAACUGAAGAGCUGGUUUUAUUGUUGCUGGGGCCUCCCAAGGUAAUGACAAACUGAUUCAUAUGUAGAUGACCCUUUGAGCAUUUAGGCACACCACACACACACACACACACACACAUACACUCACAGCUCCCACAGACUGCUGGGCGGUAGUAAGGUCAUUCCACGAAAUGAGUGCAUUUUGCUUCCCUUUUAUAUUUUAAGUAGAAAUUGUGCACAAAUAUUGCAUUAAAACAAUGUUAUAUUAAAUGAAGUGCCUUAAUAUGAAUAAAGACUUGCUAAAGUUCCCUCUGUGCACCCUCUGUGACUUCUAGGAAGAUUUUAACCCACGUAACCCACGUUUUCACCAUCAUUGUAAAGCCCUAGUUAUUAUGAUGUGUUUUUUAUUUAUUUAAUGUGAUUAGUGAUUAUUUUUAAGAAAACAAAAACAAACUGUCCCUCAUUUUAAGGUCAACCCUGUUAAGUAAAUUGAACUCUCGUUGUAAUAUGAUGAAACUAUUCCUUUUAAAAUAUUCAAAAGAAACAUUGAACAACUUAUAUCCAAACCAUAGGGUAAGAGCAGGUGAGCUGGUUCUACUCAUUUUGGCAAUUUCUGGUGUUUUUUUGUGGAACGCUGAGCGGGUUGAGCAUAACACGUCAACCCUGUUACCAAUAGAUAGACAGGAUAGAAAUGUUUAAACAAGUACACAUUUUUGUGAAGCUUGCAUUCAAUUUUUUCCUCCCUGUCGCACACAACUAGUUUACAUUCCCCCUCUCACAAGGGGAUUCAUGAUUUAAAAGGAAAUCGUCACUGUUACUGUCAACCCUGUUACUUUACUUGGCACUUAGGCCUACUAUUGUCAUUUUUUUAUUUAACCUAUUGAGAUGGGAGAACAUUUUUUAAGUUGAACAUGUGCUCAUUAUGACAGAAUGUUACACUAUGGUGAAACAAAAGUUUUUUUCGACCAAGUUACUGUAAGGGUUGGUGUGAGGUGUGACCCAGGUGCGGUGCAGGAUAGACAGUAGGCAGUAGGCAGAGAUGGUGAAACAAGGAUCUUUACUGGUGGUCCCGAAGCCAGGAUACAAAUGCCUACAGGGCCUUAGAUGCCUAAGGUUGUCAGAGGAUGACACCAAGUGGGUCGCUCCGGAACUGCGACCCCCUCCUGUAACAAGUUAUACUACUCAAUAUGCACCCCAUUGGUAGAAUGACCCAGUAAUUGCCCAUAAUUCCCCUCUCAUGUUCUCUCUGAGAUUGGCUGCUGAGACAGAUACGGUCCUGGCAUACUGAUAUGCCGUGCCCACUGGUCACAUACACACAGUGAAUGAGAGGUCUCUGUGGAUAACCCCUAUUAGCAGCAGACAGUUCAUACCCCCGAGACUCACUGUUAAGAAAAACUGACAAUGAUGAGAGAGGAGAAUAGGUCAACCACUUUGUUUCAAGUUCAAAAGCAUGUUGUUGUCACUUGUCCCUUUGAUCCUAUUCAGUCAAUUGUUCAGAUUUACAAGCCAUGUUUUCACUCUCAUACAGACACCAAGAAGAAGAGAACCACACACACACACACACACAAACAUAAUCUCUCUCUGUCAGUACUCACAUCCAGAGGAGACAAGGCUGACGAUGAUGGAGGUGGAUGUGGAGGAGCUCUGGACUGGUACAGUGACUAGUAUCCCCACCAUCAGCCUGGCUAAUGGGUUAGGCAGCAUUGCAUUGUCCUUGAAGAUAUCCCCCGCUAUUUUACCUUCAGUAACACACAUACAGGACAUAAUACCCCAGGUCAAAAGACAGAGUUUCCACCUAGUUCAGAGUACUAUAGUAUAAACAGCAUUUGACUUACAGUACCCUAUCCAAAAAAGUACCAGGUCAUGAAUCAGUUUGUCGUUACCUUGGGACUAUCAGGUUCUAUCUGCGCAAAGCAUAGUUCUGAGAUAUUGAGCAUCAAAGUUUUCACAUCUCAGGACUGUUUUGUAGUGAAUUCAUAUUUCAUAACCCAUUAAGGUCAUCGCCUUAAUAAGUCCCUAAAGUGCAGAGUACAUAUACUGUAGUCAACAGGUUUCAACAGGUUUCAACUGGUUUCCUCCUCAUAGUCAUCAAAAUGGACAAGUCAGUAUAUCUGACUAGACACGUCCAGAGAGGACAGACAGUGUAACCCAUCCACUAGUUAUGGUGGGACAGAAAAUCAGUCAUUAACUAAUUAAUAACCCCCCUGGAGGGACAGUUAAGUCUAAUCUACUCACCGCCAGCCAGCUGGAACACUGAACUCAGUUUGUAUAAAGAACAGACGAGGAUGAGGAAGAGGAGGAGGAGGAGGAGGAGGAAGAGGAGGAGGAGGAGGAGAGGAGGAGGAUUGUGGAGAAGUUGAUAAAGAGUUCUCUCAUUCUGCUAGGAAUAAGCUCUAUGUCAGGUUCUGUAGUGGUGGCUGAUCAAAACAAGCAGAGAGAAACACUACAGAGUCAGACAACAAAAGAACAAGAAAGAAAAAGAUAG